This is a messenger RNA of Somion occarium, 1702 nucleotides long. The record is from the annotation of a GenBank genome assembly. NCBI's taxonomy places the organism in Eukaryota, Fungi, Basidiomycota, Agaricomycetes, Polyporales, Cerrenaceae.
CACGUUUCUUACUCUGCUUCAGCCCUCGGUUUCAUUUUUCAGACCUCGCAGCAACUCGUUGACAAUUUAUCCAGCACGUUGUAACCACUCUACCUGAACGUGUACCGUUCUAUCACGAUGUCUCCGAAUGAUGAGAACAAGCCAAAUCUUAAACGGAAGAGGGCACCCGGUACGGAGGAUGACAUAGGUACUAGGAUUUCGGGAAAGUUGCAUCACGACGCACGAGAAGUACGAAAGGCUGCUAAGAAAGCGAAGGCAUUCGAGACACAGAAGCUUGUCAAAAAGUUGAAGGGCUUAAGAGCCAAGAAUCCUGGUUCCAGCGAAAUGGCAGACCUUGAGGCUCAACUGGAGAUUAUCAAGGUGAUCGAUCAUGAACCAUUUGGAAACACUGCUCUGAAGACGAAGCUCAAGAAGGAUAAGCUCCUCGCUCAAAAUGAGCAUGUAAUUGCCGCCAUUUCAACAGAGCUUGAAGCCAAUUUAAUUGCACCAACUACGCCUGGUUCACCGGCAGCCAAGGUUCAUGCGCAUAUUCUCAGUUCUAAAGCCCUUGCGGCGGAAGUCACAAGCGUCGUUCAAGGUCUGAGGAACGUAUUAAGUCCCGCGAAGGCAGAUCAAGUACCCGGAGAGGAGGACGAGGAAUUUAACGUCCCCGAACCACCGCGGAAGGCUGCGAAAAUCGAGCCUGAACUCAAAACGGCUAAGAACGCAGAUGAUGAGGACGAGGACGACACAUCAGCGGGAUCAGAAUGGAGUGAAGAGGUUCUCAACGUUGUCGACAAGGAUGAUGAGGAAAUUGACGAUGGUGGAUGGGAGUCUGGCUCCGUUGACGGUGGGGAAGACUCUGAGUCGGAUUCAGAUUCGGAUUCGGAUGGCGAAGACGAAAAUGGCAGCAGAUUGACCAAGAAGCAAGGCAAAAUUGCACCUAUACCGCCCGCCAAAGGCAAGGAUGGAAUCUCAGCCGCCAAGUCUGUUAUCAAAGCCAGUACAUCGGCCGCUGCAUCAACUUUCCUUCCUUCACUUUCCGUUGGCUUCACUCGCGGUGAUUCCGACGCUUCAGACGUGGAGGACGCCGAGGUCGAUGCUGUAGACGGCGGUACACGAAAGAAUCGUCGUGGCCAACGGGCCAGAAGAGCAAUUUGGGAAAAGAAAUAUGGUGGGAAUGCUAAUCACGUCAAGAAACAGCGUGAAGAAAAUUACAGGGCCCCGAAGGGUCGACAAGGACAAGAGCGCCAUAAUCCACAAUCAGGUGGUCAUCCUCAUGGCAGGUCAACGUCAGGGCCUUCCCGCGCACAACCUUCGCAAAAUCUUCAGCGUUCAGCUGAGAAGUUGAAGAAGGAAGAGAAGCCUUUACAUCCCUCAUGGGAGGCAAAAAGACGCCUGAAAGAGAAGCUAAAUCCUAGUCUUGUUGCCCCACAGGGCAAGAAGAUUAUUUUUGACUGAUCCCUGCGGAUUCCCGUCGCUGCUUUUGGUGUCUCCAGAGACAGACUUUGGUUCCCAUUGUCCGCCACGCUAUUCAAUACUUACGUCUUUUCACUCCGCCCGAUCGGAGAUGUCUGACAUGUCACCGGAAUUUCAGUACCAUAGUCUUGGAUUUCGGAUGUUGGAUCAUGGUGUUGUGGUUCAAUGCAAUCUUGAAUAUUUGUAUAUUGACAACAUAUGUAAUGAUUCGAGGUGAGAUUCAGAAUAUACACUGGAAAACAAC